Chiloscyllium plagiosum (whitespotted bambooshark) is the source of this 409-nucleotide messenger RNA. The record is from RefSeq and is a predicted model, not a curated record. Lineage: Eukaryota; Metazoa; Chordata; Chondrichthyes; Orectolobiformes; Hemiscylliidae.
GUACAAUGCCCUCGCUGGGGAGCUGGCUGGUGAAGUGCUCAACAACACCUACUACGAUGGGCAGUGCAGCACCAUCAGGAGUCCCAUCACCAAGAAACUCUACCGAAUGGCCAGUAACCUGGAGAACAUCACCUUGGAGCUGACCAGUUUGGAAGAUGAUGUGACUAGUCAGUUCUACACAGAUGCCUCGGAAUACAAGUCGAGUGUUUCCCGUUCCUCGAGUCAUUACGGGAGCCACAGAAGCUCCUUCAACAUCCCGAUCCUGUUUGGACACAGCAAAUCCAGGAAAACCAGCCGCAAGACCAGCUUCAAGGAAGUGAUCAAGGCUUCGAGGCAGAAGGUAAACUCAAUGCCCACGGAGACAGGCUCGGCCUGGGGUACAGGCCUCAAAGGUCAUCGACACCAUUAA